AUGAUUGAUCCUCAAUUAAUGGAAAAGUGGAAAACAGAGUUGUUCCAAGAUUAAGCAUUAAACAAACUAUUUGAUUAAGAUUUAACUUUAGAAGAGUUUGUUUUAUUGAUUCUUAAGAAUUGUAUAAUUUUACAUUCAAUUAGAUAAUAUGGUUUAAUUGGGUGAUAUAUUUUAAAAAUUGACUUCGAUUAAUUAAUCCAUAUCAAUGUAAUUAGAUCAUUACAUAAAAAAUAAUUAUGAAUUAUUGAUUGAAGAUCUUAAAGAUGUAAUAUAUAUUAAAAUUAUAAGAAAUCUUAAUUAUGUGAUAAUGAAGUUAUUAUUGAAGCUUUAAAGAAAAUAAAAUUUAUUUAAUAAAGAAUAUAAGACAAUUAUGUUACUAAAUACAAUAAAAUUAUAAAAUUAAUGCCAAUAAAAUAAAACAGCGAAAUAGCUUUAUAAAUGUGUAAGUAACUCCAACAAUUUAGUGUGCAAUUAAAAUUGUUGAGAUCUUUAGCUUAAUAGUAAAAUAAUAGCAUAAAUAUAACAGAUGCUCAAAGAGUAGCAAAUGCAUUAUUUGAAAUAGAUAGACUACAAAUUAAACAAUUUUAAUACUAUAAAAAUAAUCAAACAUACAUUAAAUAAGUAGAAGAAACAUUAUAGAUAAAAGUAACUAGAAAGUUUGAGGAUUCACUCUCAGCAAAGAGUGUUCCAGAUUUAACAUAAUGUUUAGGAAUAUUUUAUAGUCUUGGUAGAUUACCUGAAAUACUUGAACUGAAAUGUAAUUAAGUAUUAAAAUAAAUAAGUGAACAAUAUAAGAUAUUGUUUUCAAAUUCUAAAUCUUUUUUACCUGACUAUAGAAAUCAAAUAAAAAAUGAAUUAAAUUAAAUGAUUCUAAUUUGGCUAAUCUAUUAAGCUAUGAAUUAAAGUAAAUUAAUAUAUUUAUCUUAGCUGAUUAAUAUCAUUUAAUAACUUAUUAAGAAGAAUUAAAAGAUCAAUUUCCACACUUAUUUUUGAUGGUUUGGAAAAAAUAUACUGAUGUACUCUAGCAAUCAAUUUAAAUCAUUAUAGAUAACAAGUAGAAAUAUGAGUCUACUUAUAAUAAUUUAGUUCACUUUUACCCAAUAAUUAAAGAUAUAUAUUAUGAUUAAUUAAUAAUGUUCAGCGAAUAGAUUGUAAAAUUAUACCAAUAAAAAUUAGCUUAUAUUUCCAUCAUCUAUUUUAUUAAGUCUCAAUUAAAAUGAGCUCUUGGAACAAUUGAUGUCAUCUUUAAAUGUUUUAAAACCUUUACAUCAAAUGUAGUUUAUAUUACUCUUAAAAGAAUAAAUAACAAAUCUUGCAAAUGAUGUUUAUGUUUAAGAAAAAGGAUAGACAUAUAUUGAAAAGGUAUAUAUAUACAUUUAAUAAUUUUUAGGCUUUGAAUACUAUGACUUCAUUUAUUGAUUUUGUCAAAUUAGAAUUUGAAUAAAUUAAAUAUGAUGGACAAUCAUUUAAAUUUAUGUCUUAAAAGUUGCUUCAUGAAUAUAAUUCUUUAGUUGAAUCUUUUUAAGGAAUGAAUUACACAAAUGAAUGUCUUGCAAUAUUAUCUGUAUCUAUGCCAUAUUUUUGGAAAUAAUUGCUUGAUCAUCCUUUAAAUCAUGAAUUAGAAAUGUCAGAAUUAUAUGUUAAAAAAGAAGGAUUUAAGUAAAUUGAUUAAAAUUUACAAAUCUUAUUUGAUUAAUAUUUUUAAAGACGCAAAAUAACAUAAGAUUUGAUUAAUGCCUUAUAAAAAAAUUGA
Messenger RNA from Paramecium sonneborni, 1753 nucleotides. NCBI's taxonomy places the organism in Eukaryota, Ciliophora, Oligohymenophorea, Peniculida, Parameciidae. The record is from the annotation of a GenBank genome assembly.